Molecule: messenger RNA, 2817 nt
Organism: Phragmites australis (common reed)
Lineage: Eukaryota; Viridiplantae; Streptophyta; Magnoliopsida; Poales; Poaceae
Product: probable serine/threonine-protein kinase SIS8
Exons: 17
Coding region: 295-2670 (791 amino acids)
Biological process (GO): protein phosphorylation
Molecular function (GO): ATP binding; protein kinase activity
Source: RefSeq, a predicted model, not a curated record
CUGGAUCGUAAAACUCGAAGUUGCCUAGAAAAACAACUCCUCCCACCUCCGCUAAUUAAUCACAUCACGAGAUCCCCUUCUCACUGCUCAGUCGCGCUCCUCUUCUCGCCUCUCUCCCACCGCCACCGCAACCGCCUCGCCCACGCGCGCCGGCAACGCCAGCCACCGCUCGCGUGCGCGGCCGGCCGCCGGGGGGAUCCCGCGGCGAGGCUCCCGGACCGCGCCGCGCCACAGGGUGGCCUUGAAGGAUGAUAAUUAAAGCAAAAUGAUUCUAUAUUUCAACAUAUUUUGGAGAUGGAUGAUCUGCCAGGGGAUGAAGGACGUUCCCAGACACACUCUUCAGAUCCAAAUCGGCCCUCCCAUUUGGAGGACAAGUUCCAAUCCCUUUCCCUGACCAAACAUGAAAAGAAUUUGGAUCCUGCAGAUUCUUCCUUCGAUUGUAGGGAAGCUGAUCAUUCAUUGCAGGCUGCUCAGACAUUGUGGUCUACUGGAUCUCUAUCAAGUCCAAUACCCAAUGGUUUUUAUUCCAUUAUUCCGGAAAAGAGAUUCAAGGAGCAUUUUGACACUGUACCUUCUCCUGAUGACAUUUAUUCCCUUGGAAUAGAUGGAUUCAAGGCCGAGAUUAUACUUGUGGACUUCGAAAGAGAUAAAAAGCUCUCUGCUUUAAAGCAGCUAUGCACAGCGCUGGCAAAAGGGUUAAAUUCAAAUCCUGCUGCAGUGAUAAAGAAGGUUGCAGGUUUGGUUUCUGACUUCUAUAAGAGACCAAACCCGCAACUUAGUCCUGCAAGAACUUCCUCUGAAGAACUUUCUCAUUUUAUGGAAAACAGGGGAGUUCAAUUACUGGGACAGAUAAGACAUGGGUCUUGCAGGCCCAGAGCAAUGUUAUUUAAAGUUCUUGCUGACUCUGUUGGUAUAGACUGUAAACUGCUCGUGGGCAUUCCAAAUGAAGAAUCUCAUGGAUACGAUGAUUCCGCCAAACAUAUGUCUGUUGUGGUCAUGCUGAAGUCUGUGGAAUUUCUAGUUGAUCUGAUGCGUUUUCCAGGACAACUAGUUCCAUUUUCAUCCAAAGCUGUCAUCACAUCCCAUAUAUCUGCAACUGGAGAGAGUGAUUCAGCUGACUACGAUUCCUGUGAUUCUCCUCUUGAACCUAACAGUCCUCUUUGUGCUCAACGGCUAGAGCAAGAUGACAGCACGAGAUCCUUCAAAGUCCCCUCUCUAAGAAACAUCAUGCUUAGAUCAACAAAUUCUAUGGAGGGUAAAAUGAGGUGUUCAUCUCAUAGUGAGCCGAAUGUUGCCAAUGCCUUGUGUGGUCGCAGCCAGAGGAAAGUUGUGAAUGAACAUCAAAGAACUGCAAGUUCAAGUCCAGAGCAUCCACUGUACAGAGCUUGUGGGCGAUCAAUGCUGGGUGAUAGACAAUACGGUGAUGGUGUAGCUGUAUCAAGGUACCUCAAUGGUGCAUCAACGUCAAAUACACGUAGAGCACGGAGAAGAAGUACAAAUACAAGUAUUGCCCCUGAAAUUAGUGAUGAUAUUGUGAGAGCAGUUCGAGCAAUGAAUGAAAGCAUGAGACAAAAUCGACUUUCAAGGAAUGAUGGCAGUCCUGGACACUCAAAUGAUUCACGGAAAAAUGAACCAGUAGGUGAUUUCAAAGACAAUGAAGUAUAUACAAGACGACCAAAUGCACUGGAGGGUUUGAGAAUACAAAUUAAUUCUCAAAAGGCAGUGUCAUUACCUUCAUCGCCCCAUAGGUCAGGUAUCCUUGGUUCGGACCUCGGAGGCCCAGCUGACUUUACAGCAGCAGAUCUGAUAUCAAACUGGAAUAAAGUCUUGCAGUCUUCACCAUUUCUGAACAAGCCUUUAUUGCCAUUUGAGGAAUGGCACAUUGAGUUUUCAGAGAUUACUGUUGGCAGUCGUGUGGGAAUAGGGUUCUUCGGAGAAGUCUUCCGUGGCACCUGGAAUGGAACGGAAGUAGCUAUAAAAGUAUUCCUGGAGCAAGAUUUGACAACCGAGAAUAUGGAAGAUUUCUGCAACGAGAUCUCAAUACUUAGCCGACUUCGACAUCCCAAUGUCAUACUCUUCCUUGGUGCAUGUAUGAAGCCUCCUCACUUAUCCCUAGUCACUGAGUACAUGGAAAUGAGUUCUUUGUACAAUUUGAUUCACUCAACUGUGCAGAAACCUAAGCUCAAUUGGAAGAGGAGGUUAAAGAUGCUCCGUGAUAUCUGUAGGGGUCUCAUGUGCAUGCAUCGACUGAAGAUAGUUCACCGUGAUCUGAAGAGUGCAAAUUGUCUUGUUAAUAGGCACUGGACAGUCAAGAUAUGUGACUUUGGGCUCUCCCGAGUAAUGUUGGAUUCUGCAAUGAAUGACAACUCAUCUGCAGGAACUCCAGAGUGGAUGGCUCCUGAGCUCAUUCGCAACGAGCCAUUUACUGAGAAGUGUGAUAUCUUCAGCUUUGGGGUUAUCAUGUGGGAGCUUUGCACCCUGAGUAAACCUUGGGAAGGAAUACCAUCAGUUCAGGUCGUCUACUCUGUUGCGAAUGGAGGGGCAAGGCUGGAAAUACCAGAUGGACCUCUUGGAAGCUUGAUAGCGGAUUGCUGGGCAGAACCGGAGAAGCGUCCAAGCUGCCAGGAGAUCCUGACCCGUCUGCUUGAUUGCGAGUAUACCUUAUGCUGAUAUUUUGCCUCUAGUCUGUAUAGCGGUUUUAGGGGCAGCAAAUUGAUCCGGCUUAUACAUCAUUUCAUUUCUCAGUUCUUAUCAUUUUGACAUCUUUGAGGAUGUAAAUUAGCAACAUGUAUUAUAAUAAACAAACUUUUCAUAACA